GAGAAUCUGGAGCUCUCGUUCCGCGUGUGGCAGUGCGGCGGCCGUCUGGAGAUACACCCGUGCAGUCAUGUCGGCCACAUAUUCCGCGACUAUCAUCCGUACUCUUUCCAGGGAAAGGACACACACGGUAUCAAUACGUUGCGCACCAUUAAGGUGUGGAUGGAGGACGAGUUCCAGCGGUACUUCUUUAUGCAUCGAAACGACCUGAAGAAAGUGGACGCCGGAGACCUCACCGACCGGUUGGCGCUCAAAGACCGGCUCCACUGCAAGAGUUUCGGCUGGUAUUUGAAGCACAUCUACACCGAAGAGAAGUUCAUAUUCGACCGCAACGCCAAAGCGUACGGAUUUGUCCGCAACGGUGUCUCAAACCUGUGUUUGGAUAAUCUGAACCGCGAAGAGGAUAAGACACACAACUUGGGACUGUAUGUGUGCGCACCGGACAGACCGGCCGAUGUCUGGACGAACCAAGUGUUUACUCUGAACAAUGACGGAGAGCUACGGCGGGAGGAGAGCUGCGCGACUGUGGAAUCAAUGGACGACACAGUGGUGCAAAUGGCCAAAUGUAAUGACAUAAAAAUGGCCAAAACUCGCCGAAAGCGGACGGCGAAGAAAGAGAAACGCAAACAGCAGUGGAAACACACGAAAGGCGGCCAAAUAGUCAACGAAUACACGGGUCUGUGUCUGACCGCUGCCGACACUGAGAGCGGUGGUGACGCCCGAGUGGCCGACUGUAACGAAGACGACGCACACCAGUUGUGGUGGUUUCAGACGUACACCGAUAUCCAUGUCCUGUGAUCUGCCGAUCAAUAGGACUGCUAUUUAUUUUGUUUAUUUGCCGAUAGUUUUGAUCGAAUUUUUAAAUAAUUAUUUUGUAUUAAUAGGAAAUGAAUUAUUUAUAUUUAUGAAUAUAUCGAUAAUUUAUAGAGUUUUAUAAAUUUUUAUAUUUUUAAAUAGAGUUUUUAUAAAUAACUUUCUUAUGCAUGAAAUCCAUUGAUAUAUGCGAUGACGAGACGAGAGAAACGUGAGAUAAAUGUAUUUUAUUUUGUUUUUAUGAAAAAAUUAUAUGUAUUUUGUGUUAACAACUGAACAAUCAGUCAAUCGAUUCCCAAUGUAUUGAGUAUUUUCUCUGUUGAAUACAAAACAGACAGUCAUUUAAAGAGUACACGAA
This is a messenger RNA of Medioppia subpectinata, 1168 nucleotides long. The record is from the annotation of a GenBank genome assembly. Lineage: Eukaryota; Metazoa; Arthropoda; Arachnida; Sarcoptiformes; Oppiidae.